UAAGAGGAGCUGCUGCUGGCGCUGGAAGGCAUCAGAAACACUUCCACAGUGCUGUCGACUGACGUCAACGCUACUCCGCUACCAUUGCUGCUACUCCGAGACACCUGCUACCUGCUGCCAGAGGCAUCAUGCGCUUCUGGAAGCUCUCCCCCUUCCUGGCUCUUGGCUUCUUGGUCCUGUACCAGGUGGGCAUCUUCCAGGCAGCUCCACUCAGGACUGCCCCGGAGAACCUGGAACACCAUGCUUCACUCAACGAACAGGAUUUUUCACUGGAUGAGGAGGAAGCCGAUGUCCUCCUGCUGGCUGCUAUGAUUAAGAACUGGGUGAGGAAGAUGGCCACUGAGCCGGAGCAGGAGACCCAGAGCCCCAGCAUCACUGUCCAGAAGAGAGCCUGCAACACUGGCACCUGCUUGACCCAUAAGCUUGCAGGCUUGCUGAGCACAAUUGGAUUUAUGACAAACAGCCACCUGCUGCCCCCCGACAUGGUUGCCAAAGGCUCUGGCCGCAAAGCCAGGGAUCUUGAUGCCUGAGAAGCUAACUCCAGUAAGAAGAUCACCAUGAAGCUGAACUCUACAUCUUUCAUUCAUAGUAAAAGCAACUUAUAGGAAAGCAUGGACGACACACACAUAUGCAU
Messenger RNA from Rhinolophus ferrumequinum (greater horseshoe bat), 634 nucleotides. RefSeq names its product calcitonin gene-related peptide 1. NCBI's taxonomy places the organism in Eukaryota, Metazoa, Chordata, Mammalia, Chiroptera, Rhinolophidae. Gene Ontology annotation, molecular function: hormone activity; calcitonin receptor binding. Gene Ontology annotation, cellular component: extracellular region. The transcript is spliced from 5 exons. Bases 129 to 530 code for a protein of 133 amino acids. The record is from RefSeq and is a predicted model, not a curated record.